Molecule: messenger RNA, 1299 nt
Organism: Mycena citricolor
Lineage: Eukaryota; Fungi; Basidiomycota; Agaricomycetes; Agaricales; Mycenaceae
Source: the annotation of a GenBank genome assembly
CCCAAAGUUUGCUCCUCCUGUGGUGUUCGUUCAGCUCGGCGGGAAAGAUGUCCCUCCUGAAUUUAAACAAACCGCAGAAUGCAAAUAUUCCUCAAAGCCCUCAUGUCGAAGAGAUCGCGCGCGCGCCGAGCAUUGGAUUGGAUGCACUAGACCUUGUUCCGUUCUCUGAAUCAUGCUCAGGCUUAUUUGAAGGAAACGACGAUGACGACAUAUACGAUUUUUGUAACGACUUGACCGGUGACCACGACAGAACAACGAAUGCAAACGAAUGCAGUUACCUUGUUGAAGUGCAACUCGCCAUGUUCGCUUCCCCUUCAUAACUGACAUUAUCCAAGCAAUUCUCUGAUGUUAUGGACCUGGACCCGGACUGGGAUGAUGAUGAUAUCGCAGAAGUCAUGGUUCUGUCACGCAACUUGAAGCACUGGCCGACGAGACUGCCUACCAUCGCUGAGGAGCUCGAUACAUCUUCUUUCAUAGCUUCUUCGGGUUCUGAUCACACCCGACACACUCCACCCUGCGCGACUUUGGCCGAUUUUGAGAUUAUUGCCACAUCUGAAUACCCCAAGAAAUGCAGAAGGCGAUCAGGCAGCAAGUUUUAUGUUAUCAAGUCACUUGCAUCUGGCAUGCUCGCAGAGAAGCUGGUAAUGGAGUCCAUACGAGAAAUAGACUCGCCAUUCCUAGAUCGCCUUCGGUGGGCUUUUUCGGUGCCGGGCGACUGUACAUAUCUGGUUCUUGACUUUCAUUCCGAAGUGACCGUGGCCACCAUCGUACAGGACAAUCCCCUCAAUACGGUCGAGGCAAUGUUCUUUGCGUGCGAGCUCGUUGAAGGGAUUGGAUCACUGCAUCUAGCGAACAUAGCCCAUCGAGACAUUACGCCCGCCAACGUCCUCAUUGAUCGUACUGGUCACGUUGUUCUGUCCGACUUCUCAAAUGCAGUCUUUCUGAGCGGUAGUCCGCCUUGCCACGAUUGUCCGCCGCUGAGCUCGGCUGUCGAGUUCCAGGCCCCUGAGAUAACGUGGACGCACAAUCUCGCUGUGGAUUGUUGGUCUUUUGGAUUGCUUUUGCAUUUCAUGUUGACGGGCCGCAAUCCGGUCGUUGACCACAACUCAGCACUUCCGAUCAGGAGUCAAGUUCUUGACGGACAUCCGAAGAUUCAGGAGGCCCUUCCGUUUGAAGCCACGGAUCUGAUCAUUAAGUGCCUAGAACGGAAUCCUAUCUUUCGAUUGUCGAUCACGAAAAUACGGGAUCACUCAUAUUUUUUUAACACGGAUUGGGAAGAUGUUCGUGCCAAAAGGAUCC